Molecule: messenger RNA, 2966 nt
Organism: Drosophila ananassae
Lineage: Eukaryota; Metazoa; Arthropoda; Insecta; Diptera; Drosophilidae
Gene: sqd
Product: RNA-binding protein squid
Exons: 8
Coding region: 298-1329 (343 amino acids)
Biological process (GO): regulation of gene expression
Cellular component (GO): nucleoplasm
Molecular function (GO): RNA binding
Source: RefSeq, a predicted model, not a curated record
AAUCGAAAAUUACUAGACAUUUAUUAUCUAUUAUAGAGCCAAUUUUGUUACAUCGCAAGGGAAAGCAGAAUAUUAUUUUUAAAGAAAAAUACUAGGCGCAGAUUCUUCACCAGGCAUCACCGCGAUUAGGUGGCAACGCCGUAACGAUAUACACACGCUGUCGCUGCAUUUGUCAUUUUCCGGUCGUCAUUUCGUUCGUACGCGCGACAUUUUUAGCAAGUGUGUAGCUAGGCUUUGCUUCGGCUGGAAAUCAACUAAAAAUUGUGCUCUAAAUUGAAAACAUAACAAAUUGCUAAAAUGACCGACAAGCAGCAAGUGGACACUGAGAUGAACGGCGAGGAUUUCACCAAGGACGUGACGGCCGAUGCGCCAAGCAGCACCGAAAAUGGCGAGGGCAACGCCGCCGGUUCGACUAACGGCGCCUCCGAAAACCAAUCUGGAGCAUCCGGCCAGCGCGAUGACGACAGAAAACUGUUUGUGGGCGGCCUUAGCUGGGAAACCACGGAAAAGGAGCUGCGAGAUCAUUUUGGCAAGUUCGGUGAGAUCGAAAGCAUCAAUGUUAAGACAGACCCACAGACCGGCCGCUCCCGAGGAUUCGCCUUCAUCGUGUUCACCACCACGGAAGCGAUCGACAAGGUCAGCGCCGCCGAGGAGCACAUCAUCAACAGCAAGAAGGUCGACCCCAAGAAGGCCAAGGCGCGCCAUGGCAAGAUCUUUGUCGGUGGCCUGACAACAGAGAUUACCGAUGAGGAGAUCAAGACCUACUUCGGACAGUUUGGCAAUAUCGUUGAAGUCGAGAUGCCAUUUGACAAGCAAAAGUCUCAGCGCAAGGGCUUCUGCUUCAUCACCUUCGAUGCUGAGCAGGUGGUCACGGAUCUGCUGAAGACGCCAAAGCAAAAGAUUGCUGGCAAGGAGGUGGACGUGAAGAGGGCCACGCCCAAACCCGAAAACCAGAUGAUGGGACCUCGCGGUGGAAUGCGCGGUGGUAUGCGUGGAGGACGUGGUGGCUUCGGACGAGGAGCCUACAACAACCAGUGGGAGGGCCAGGGCUCCUAUGGCGGCUAUGGCGGAUACGGUGGAUAUGGUAGCGGGGGCUAUGGCGACUACUACGCCGGCGGCUACUAUAAUGGAUAUGACUACGGUUAUGACGGCUACGGGUACGGAGGCGGCUUUGACGGUAACGGCUACGGCGGCGGCGGUGGCGGUGGCAAUAUGGGAGGUGGUCGCGGUGCCGGCGGACCCCGUGGUGGCGGCCCGAAAGGCGGCGGUGGCUUCAACGGUGGAAAACAGCGUGGCGGUGGACGCCAGCAGAGGCAUCAACCCUAUUAAUCGGGUGGGGGCAUGGGCAUUGGGUAUUUCGCAUUCUUCGGAUAACUGCAAACUAUUUGAAUUUUACUUAGUUUAGUUUGUUAUGGCAUUACUACAAAAUCGACAUAUACACAUACGGACACAAAAAGGCACAUGGACAAUUGAGGAGUAACCGCAUAUAUACAAAACUGUAUAUAGAAAAACCAAAACAAACGGAUGGGAGAAGCGUCAGGAUGAUUGCAUUAAAUAGAUUGUCUGCUGGCUGGGAGCAACUAUUUAAACCGCAGCUACCUUUACGCAUUUUUACACACAUUCUGUGUGUAGCACCGUUCCAAAUAUAACAUCAGCAACGCAGCAGUAGCAACAGCACGAGAUGAGCAUCAACAACCCAACAGCAGGAUCAUCAAAAAUAGAAGCAGCAAGAGCGUCAGUUAGCAGAACAACUGAAGCAACGCGUCAUUAAGAAAAACACACGUUUAGUUAGGCCUAGAGACUUGUAAUUUUUCAGCAAGUGGCUAAUUUUUCAUAGCCACACGCUCAUUAACCCGGCCGACCACCCACUCAACCAACCGCCCACCAAAACAAAUCAACAAACAAACAAGAAUACAUACAACUAAGCAACCCUACCCCCUUCACAGAACCCGCAAGUCAGUCUUGUAUAGAAGAUAGCAUACAACAUUUACCAAACUAAAUGCCAUGCCCCUGCUCUCGUUGUCUGUGUGUCGAGACUAAUUUGUUUUUCUAAUGUAGUCCCAUACGUUAUGCGAGGUAAUUGUUUAACAUGUCAGCAGCACAGGGAAAAUACGGAAGAAGCAGAAAAGAGUAAAUAAAAUAAAAAAAGAACAACAUUAUAUUAAAACAAACAAAACACAAAACAUAAGAAAACUUUCAAAACAACAUACACAACACAUACAGCUAAAAUGUUUCAUACAUUAUACAAUACAAUUUAGUAUAAGUAUUUGUUUAACUUUAAUUAUGGUAAUUAACUGUAAUAUGUAAUAAUAAUUAUAAAAGAAAGAAACCAAGCAGGCGUUGACUGGCUGGCACACACCGGGUUCCAUGUUCCCGUUCAAUUGAUUAAUUGAAAACUAUAUACGACAAGAAACAAACAAACACACAAAAGAAACAAACAAAUCCACCAUAAUACAAAACAGAGAAAACGAAAAGAAUAACCUUUUGUUUUCGGUUAUGUCUUUACGCUCAUAGACUACAUUUAUAAAAAAUAUAUAUAUAUAUAUAUUCUAUAUUUAUAUACGCGUCUAAGGGGAAGAGAUUUAUAUUUUAAUAAAAAUCUAAAGCCACUCAGCAAGAACCUUAUCUACUUUCCCACACACAAUUGUAUAGAACAUGCAUCAAUGCGAACUGUUAAAUCAAAUCUAUGUAUACAUUAAUAUAUGAAAUCGUCCGACUAAAGCUAAAGGAAAGCCGAUUAGAUGUCGAUGGCUUGCAGUGACGGAAGAGGAGGUCAUGUUUAGGUAGCAUUUCGAAGGAAAAAGAAAACACAAUGAGAUCAAUUCGUGUAAAUGUACUUUCUUUCCCCUAAUUAAAAAAAAAAAAAAAACAUUCUCAAGAAAAAGGAAAUACAAUUAAAAUUUACUGAACGAUAAGAGAAGUCAGUUUUAAUGCGAACUACAUUAAAGUAAAAAACAUAAAGUAAA